Messenger RNA from Austrofundulus limnaeus, 1994 nucleotides. RefSeq names its product chitinase domain containing 1 (gene chid1). Gene Ontology annotation, molecular function: chitin binding; oligosaccharide binding. The record is from RefSeq and is a predicted model, not a curated record. Gene Ontology annotation, cellular component: endomembrane system. Gene Ontology annotation, biological process: carbohydrate metabolic process. The transcript is spliced from 12 exons. Bases 279 to 1439 code for a protein of 386 amino acids. NCBI's taxonomy places the organism in Eukaryota, Metazoa, Chordata, Actinopteri, Cyprinodontiformes, Rivulidae.
ACAACGUUUGGCUAAGUUUUCUAACACGUCUACRGACACUCAAAGCUACGUUGUGCUUCAGUUCUCACACAUUUUUUGUUGAAUGUAUUUUGCAGCAUGAUUUUAAUCUGGACAGGCUGUGAUUGUGUCAUCGUGUGAACUCAGACCUUCUUGUGUUGGUUUUUAAUCCGCCACAUCUCUGUCAGUCAGGAAGGAAACGCACACUUACUGCAGGGAGCCAGCAGAGCUUUAGUCGGACAGUUUCUGUUUAGCUGCUCGUCACCGCUGACUUUUUGGAAAUGAAAACCGUGUUGUUGUUGCUGCAUGCCGUCUCGUCCUGCUGGCUGGUCAGCGCCACUCUUUCAAAAACGGACGCAAAGAAGCCGCAUAAAGCWGAAUCUGAGACCUCUCCAGCUGAGUUAUCUGUGCUGGACAGAGGUCUUGUUGUCUCAGAUUUGCAAUGGAAAGACAUAGUGAAGGAGGAGAAGAGAUACUGUGCGAACAUACAGAAGACAUUUGAAGGACCUGUUCUUGGAUAUAUCACCCCAUGGAAUUCCCACGGAUACGAUGUUGCCAAGCUGUUCGGCUCCAAACUGACGUCAGUGUCUCCGGUUUGGCUUCAGCUCCGCCGGCGGGCUCCUGAAACCUUCGACGUCAGAGGACUCCACGAUCACGACUCUGGUUGGGUCAAAGCAGUACGCAAGUCAAACAAAAAAGUUCGGAUAGUGCCUCGCAUCCUGUUUGAUGGCUGGUCCUAUCAGGACUAUAUGAGCGUGCUGGGGAGUGAAGAUGAAAUCGAGGAGCUGGCGAGUGAGCUGGUGGAUGUUGCGAAGACCGAAGGAUUCGAUGGGUUUACCCUGGAGCUCUGGAGCCAGCUCGGAGGCAACAAGAGAAAGGAGCUGGUUCAUUUGGUGAAACACAUAUGUGAGACAUUAAAGGCUAAAAAGUUAGACUGCGUUCUCGUUAUUCCCCCAUCUGUGACGAGUACGGGACAGCCGGGGAUGUUUGGCAGGGAGGAGUUUGAGGAGCUGGCUCCAUUUGUUGAUGGAUUCAGCCUUAUGACAUACGACUACUCCAGCGGUCCCAGGCCAGGACCGAGCGCCCCCCUCCCCUGGGUCAGAGAAUGUGUUCUCCAGCUGGCUCCUAAAACUCAGUGGAGGGAAAAGAUCCUGCUUGGACUCAAUUUGUAUGGCCUUGAUUUCUCAAGCCAUGGAACUGAGCCAAUCCUGGGGGGAAGGUACGUAGAGAUUUUGCGAGAAAACAGGCCCAAAAUCCUCUGGGAUGAAUAUUCUGCAGAGCAUUACUUCAGCUAUAAAAGAAACAAUGCAGUCAAGCAUGUGGUGUACUAUCCAUCGCUGAAGUCGAUCUACGCAAGAAUCUCUUUGGCCACAGAACUGGGAACUGGACUUUCCUUAUGGGAACUGGGACAAGGACUGGAUUAUUUCUAUGAUCUCCUAUAAGUGUGGAACUUCUUGGUAAAAGCAGCACAUUGAUUCAUCUUGAUUCAGGUUUUUUUGUCUUUAAACUGAAACAAUCUUUGUAAUGAAGCAGGGACAAAGUUUGGUUAAUAUUUAACUUGUUUGAGAGUCAUGAAUGUGUUGAUAAAUCUCGUCAGGGUGACUGAAAUAAGCACUUGUUCAAAAAAAGGUACUUAAAGCAAAAGCAGGUCCUUCAGUUUGGUUUAUUUUUUUAAGCUGAGCUUGUGAUUUGUACAAAUUGAAGUGUAGUAGCACAUCUACAUUCAACACAAAAAGUCAAAUAAAAGGGGUUGGUUUGUGUUCGGUGGUAGGCUGAAGUUAGAAAUCCCCUCUGUUUUUUUGGAUCCACGUCUUUGCUGGAACAAAAACAACUAAUUCUUCAAUAAUGCUUCAUUACAUAUCAAUACAGAUUGUGUGCCUUUUUAUUCAAUUUAUGACGAUGAUAAAAAUAAUUGAGACAUUCACAGCAUUGCCAAACAUCUGACGAAUUACCAUUUGAUUAUGAUUUCUUCUGAAUAAAUGUUUACAUGAAUUAAA